This is a messenger RNA of Necator americanus (New World hookworm), 399 nucleotides long. RefSeq lists its product as uncharacterized. Bases 1 to 399 code for a protein of 132 amino acids. The transcript has 3 exons. NCBI's taxonomy places the organism in Eukaryota, Metazoa, Nematoda, Chromadorea, Rhabditida, Ancylostomatidae. The record is from RefSeq and is a predicted model, not a curated record.
AUGGCUCAAAGUUUUGAAACCAGGACAAGACGCCUGUCUCCGGAAACUCUUGAGCUAAUACGCAAACGUGGAGCAGCACGAGCAAUCAAGAACUCAAGUCCGAGCUCACAAGGCUUUGCGGUAUCGCGAGAGUAUCAGAUGCCGUUAUUUCUCACCUCUGUCGUCGUAAAGAAGGACUUUGACUCAGUUGAGACGGAAUCGGUCAUGGAACCCUUUAACAAUCAAGGUGUCUUUGCUCAGUACACAAAGCUACUCCGAGGUGAACGAAUGCCGACCGAGUUCGACGAAACAUGUGGAUGGUCUUCAGUUGAAUCUGCAAAGGAAGAUGCUCAUGUGAAACGGAUGGAUCUCAUUAUGCUCAACGGAUCGGAGGUAUUCGAAUGCGCCAGUUACGUUUAG